This is a messenger RNA of Sinocyclocheilus grahami, 1327 nucleotides long. Its product is annotated as septin-2-like. Gene Ontology annotation, molecular function: GTP binding. The annotation marks the transcript as partial. The transcript is spliced from 9 exons. The record is from RefSeq and is a predicted model, not a curated record. Gene Ontology annotation, biological process: cell division. NCBI's taxonomy places the organism in Eukaryota, Metazoa, Chordata, Actinopteri, Cypriniformes, Cyprinidae.
GCACUUCUUCUGUUUUCAGGUGAGUCUGGUUUGGGGAAGUCCACUCUGAUCAACAGUUUGUUCCUCACUGAUCUCUACCCAGAGAGGAUCAUUCCUGGUGCUGCAGAGAAGAUUGAGCGCACGGUGCAGAUCGAGGCCUCGACGGUGGAGAUCGAGGAGCGUGGAGUGAAGCUGCGUCUCACUGUGGUCGACACACCUGGAUACGGUGAUGCCAUCAACAGCCAGGACUGUUUUAACACCAUUAUUGCCUACAUCGAUGACCAGUUUGAGCGCUACCUGCAUGAUGAGAGUGGACUCAACCGCAGGCACAUUGUGGACAACCGUGUGCACUGCUGCUUCUACUUCAUUUCCCCUCUGGGUCACGGGCUGAAGCCUCUAGAUGUCCAAUUCAUGAAGGCCAUUCACAACAAAGUGAAUGUCGUUCCUGUUAUUGCUAAAGCAGAUACGCUGACACUGAGGGAGAGAGAGAGACUCAAGCGCAGAAUUCUGGAUGAAAUCGAUGAGCAUGGCAUCAAGAUCUAUCACCUCCCUGAUGCCGAGUCUGAUGAGGAUGAAGAUUUCAAAGAGCAGACCCGGAUUCUCAAGGCCAGCAUACCGUUCGCCGUAGUGGGAUCCAACCAGCAGAUUGAGGCUAAGGGGAAGAAAGUGAGAGGGCGUUUGUACCCAUGGGGUGUGGUGGAGGUAGAAAACCCAGAACACAACGACUUCCUCAAACUUCGCACCAUGCUAAUCACCCACAUGCAGGACCUGCAGGAAGUUACUCAGGACCUUCACUACGAGAACUUCCGCUCGGAGCGCCUCAAACGGGGCGGCAGGUUGUCCUCCCAUGGUUAUAUUCUGCCUCUGUCGCCUGUGAAGGCUCCGGAGCCAGAGGAAAUGGACAAGGAUAUAAUCUUGCAGGAGAAGGAGGCUGAGCUGAAGCGAAUGCAGGAGAUGAUUGCUAAGAUGCAGGCGCAGAUGCAGAAACAGGGAGACGGAGAUGGAGAAAGCCCACACCUGUGAGAAACACGGUAAGAGCUCAUUACAAACAUAAAUUAAAACCCCAGAUCAACACAACCAAGUCUGUGGUCACAGUAUAGUGACCCGACUCGUUAAGUAUAAGCAGUUCUGCCAUCUGAGCUGGUCUUCAGCAUGUGAUGUUUUCUUUAAUAAUAUUGCCACAAUAGUGUGAUCAAUUCAGUGACCAUGAAAUGCCAAUAAAGAAGGAACAAUCCUUUCGUGUUUUCAUUUUAUUUUCUGCCCACAAAAAUUGAAGCAGGGUAAAAUUAAGAAUUAAUAAAAGUCAAACAAAAUGCCAAGGCAUUUUAAAUAUGGGGGCACAAAACAC